GACAGAUGACAGCUCUACCAUCCUGUAUCCUGUCAUUCAGUUACAUUUAAAUUUUUAAUUUAUUUUAUUUUGAUACAAUUUAUUUAUUCUCUGAUAUUAAGAAUGAAACAAAGUAUUAAAUUACCAUAUUAAAUACCUACAAUUCUAAAUAACGUAUUUAUAAUGUGUGAAAAUGGUUCCGAAUAUAAUGACACAGUUGAUCCUAGGGUUCAAGUAGAACUUGAAAGACUGAAUAAUGCUACAGACGAAAUCAAUAAGCUCGAGGUAGAGCUAGAUGAAUGCAGAAAUUCGUUUAAACAACUUCUCUGCGAAAGUACAAUUAAAGUAGAUGCAAUUAGAGUCAAACUUGGGAUGUGUGUGGAACGAGCUAGACCUUACUAUGAGGCAAGGUUUUAUGCCAAUGAAAUUUUCAAACAAUCACAAAUUGCAGCUUGUAAAUUCGAAAAGGCUAAUAGUGCACAUAGCGCAGCUAGAGAGAUGGUAUAUUUGGCUGAGCAAGGACUUGGUGGAAGAACACUCGAUCCUGCUUGGCAAGAAAUGCUUAAUCAUGCUACUCAAAGAGUGAAUGAGGCUGAAAGGGAUAGGGGUGUAGCUGAAACUGAGCACAGGAUUGCAUGUGUAAAACAUGAGGCAGCUAGUGCUAAAGUACAAAGUUUGCAGAAGGAAUUGAAACGAGCUAUUACAAAGAGCAGACCCUACUACGAAAUGAAAGCUCAUUUCAACCAACUUCUUGAGCUACAAAAAGCAAAAGUUCAUAGCCUCGAGUCUCAAGUAUCGACAGCAAAGCUGUCGUACGCAGACGCUUUGAAAAACCUCGAACAAAUUUCUGAUGAAAUACAUCAAAAUAGGAAGAAAGUUUCUCUUCUAGCCGCGAAAUUUGCUAAUGGAAAACAGCGAAGCCUCGAUUCUAAUGUUUCGUUCUUAGACGAUGCUCAGGAACUCAUUGAUGAGUUUAAAAGUCUUCCACAAAAAUUGGGCGAUGCAUCUAGUCCGAUUACUUCCAAAUAUGAUGAAGUUGAUGGUUUUCGUAAUCCUGUUUUUAAUUCAUCUCCGACAUCCCCCCUUUCCACCAGUGAAAAAAAUUACCAACCCAGUAUAGCGCAAAGUCAUUCUAGCGAAUGGACUGAAAUAAACUUGGACAGUUCGAGUCCAGAGGAUAAUUCGCCCAAUAAAAAAAAAUGAUAUCGAUUUCGGGAAACCUCUGUUGACCAGACAGAAGACUUUACCGAAUCCUAAAUUGGAAAAUGAUUUUUCGGCUCUUAAGAAUAAGAUGAAGUUGGAUAAUACCAUUACGAAUUGGAUCAGUAGAUCUGCUAUAAAAAAUGAAGACAUUGCAAUAAGCAGUAGUAGACGACAAAGUUUGGAUAAUCUUCUAGGUCCGACUGGAGAAAAAGUGAAAGAAAUAUUUUCGCAAGGUAUAAUGAUGUUAAAUAUCAGUUCGCUUACAGAAAGACGAAACAGCGAACCGAAAUUGGGGCUGAUCGAGGAUAAAAUUAGAAACGGCAGCGCUAAGAAACUUCCUAGUCCUUUAGAAAAAACUCUUACAUAUCUAACCGUCGAAGAUGACAAUUCUGACACAGAGAGCGUUUCGAGUGUCGACAUGUUAAAUGAAGACCAAAUCAGUUCCUUGAUGAUGGAUCCUAAUACUGUUUGCGAACAAGUUUUAGGAACGCCAAUGGCAGAAAUUGUGUUACCUCCGCAAUGUGUAUCUAGUCAACAAAUUAAUUAAACUAGUUUAGUGUAGGUAAUUGAAAUUCAGUACAAUAAGUGGUACCUAAUUAAAAUUUCGAUUAUAUAUAUUUUCGGGCAUUCAGGUUAUUAAUUUUAUUAUCAUAAUGGUAAUAAUAAAUCAAAAAUGAGCGUUUAUAAAUAAGAGAAGUAAAAAAAAUAUGGUUUCAGACAAUCAGAUGAUCAUUUAGGUACUAGAUAUUAUUAAUAAUUUAUAAAUAGCAUGAAGUAUUAAAAAGUAAUCAAAUAUAAUUGAUUAUACUGCACCAUAACUAUUAUACAGUAUUUUAAUAGUCGAUACACUCGAUACUGUGUAUUUCUAAGAGCACAGUAAAUACUUCUAUGCUAUAAUGAUAAAUAGCAGUAUUAAAAUGUUGAUAAAUAAAAAUUUCUCAUAUUAAGAUAAUAAAAUUAUAACCUAUGCCCAAAUCCUUUCUAGUCAUUUAAGAGGUUUAUGUUUACUGUUUUUCUAUAUUGUCAAUGUUUGUUUCUUAAAAGUACUUCAUAAUUUUGGUUAUUUUGUUCAUUAAAUAUUAAAACUUCAAGAAGUGUAGUGAAGGAUAAUUUAAAAUUAGAAAGUA
This is a messenger RNA of Psylliodes chrysocephalus, 2309 nucleotides long. Lineage: Eukaryota; Metazoa; Arthropoda; Insecta; Coleoptera; Chrysomelidae. The record is from the annotation of a GenBank genome assembly.